Striga asiatica is the source of this 1733-nucleotide messenger RNA. The record is from the annotation of a GenBank genome assembly. NCBI's taxonomy places the organism in Eukaryota, Viridiplantae, Streptophyta, Magnoliopsida, Lamiales, Orobanchaceae.
UCUAAAGAGUUUAAAAACCUUUCUCCAGCAGCCAAAGAACACACACAUUGUGUGCAUUGGUGUGUGGUUGUUUAUGUAGAUUACAAUUCCAUUAAUCCCUGAAAAAAAAAUUAAGAGAUUAAAAAAUGGAGAAAAAUGAGAUAGAAAUGAAGAAAAGAGUUGAAAAAGAUGAAAUACCACAUGAUGAAGAGCCUGAGAAGAUUAACUACAGAGGAAUCAAAGCCAUGCCAUUUAUCAUAGGGAAUGAGACAUUUGAGAAGCUUGGAGCCAUUGGCACCUUAUCAAACCUUCAAGUGUAUCUAACUUCAGUUUUCAACAUGCGACGAAUUUCGGCAACAUUGCUUCUCAACGUUUUCAACGGCACAACCAAUAUAGCGACUUUAGUCGGAGCCUAUCUUUCCGCUGUCCCAGGCCUCCACCCGGCCCACUGCUUCCCGGGCCAGAAAUGUGUGGGCCCCAAUUCGGCCCAAAUGGCAUUUCUCAUAUUCGGGUUCGGGCUCAUGGUAAUUGGGGCAGGUGGCAUUCGGCCCUGCAAUAUGGCCUUUGGAGUUGACCAAUUCAAUCCCCACACGGAGUCGGGCAAGAAGGGAAUCGACAGCUUCUUCAAUUGGUACUACUUUACCAUCACUUUUGCGCAGAUCGUGUCUCUAACGUUAGUCGUGUACGUGCAGUCGAACGUGAGCUGGUCGAUCGGUUUAGGCAUUCCCACGGUUUUCAUGCUGAUGUCGUGUUUUCUGUUUUUCGCGGGGACGAAGAUAUACGUGAUGGUGAGGCCCGAGGGAAGCCCGAUUACGAGCUUGGUUCAAGUGAUGGUUGUGGCUUUUAAGAAGAGGAAGUUGGAGCUGCCAAAGGAGCCAUGGAUUGAUUUGUUCAAUUAUGUGCCACCAAAGUCUAUCAAUUCUAGGCUGCCAUACACACAGCAGUUCAGCUUCUUGGACAAAGCUGCAGUGGCCACACCCAACGACCGGGUCAACCCGGACGGGUCACCCGCUGACCCGUGGAGCCUCUGCUCGAGCCAACAAAUCGAAGAGGCCAAGUGCAUCCUCCGAGUCAUCCCCAUCUCCCUCACCUCCGUACUCUACCACAUCGGAGUCCAGCAGCAGUACGUCGUCUUUCAGGCCCUCCAAUCCGACCGCCGCCUCCCCGCAACCAAAUUCCAGAUUCCGGCCGCCUCGUACGUCGUCUUCCCCAUGCUCGGCCUCUCCCUGUGGGUCCCCCUCUACGACCGCCUCCUCGUCCCCCUCGCCCGCCGCUUCACCGGCGUCCCCACCGGAAUCACCGUCCUCCGGCGAAUGGGCGCCGGAAUAUUCCUCACGGUGAUCGAAUCACUCGUCGGGGGUUUCGUCGAGGCCCGGAGACGGUCAAUGGCCGUGGGGCCCACCUCGUCUAUGUCAGCCAUGUGGCUCGUCCCGCAGCUAGGGCUCGGUGGGUUGGCCGAGGGUUUUAACGCGAUUGGGCAGCUCGAAUUCUACUACAAGGAGUUUCCUGAGAAUAUGAAGAGUGUGGCGGGGGCUUUUUUCUUCUGCGGGAGCGCGGUUUCGAGCUAUGUGUACAGCCUGUUGAUGGCGGUGGUUCACCGGACGACGGGCGGUAAGUGGCUGCCGCAGGAUCUGAACAAGGGGAGGCUCGACUAUUUUUAUUACCUUGUCGCGGUUUUGUGCGGGUUGAAUUUCGUGUACUUUGUGGUGUGUGCAAGGUGGUACAGGUACAAGGGAAGUGGAGAUGGAAGAUAA